CGAAGAUCAAAGUAAUCUGACACCCCAAACGAUGCUUACGCCUAGAUCCAUAGGAGGUCGAUUUGUGAUAUCAUGUCAUCAGGAGAAACUUCUGAGACCUGAGGUGUCUAUUGUACACCAAGAAACCUAGACGUAAUAUUAAAUGUAACACUAUAGUAGGGACUAAAAGUAUAAUUAACAGAAUUAUUACUCGGCCGGUUUAGGGAUUUCUCUCCUUCGUCAUCUUCUCCAACCACUAUAUCGCCGGCGUUCCGCAAAGUAUCACCGAAGUUGCGAAGUAGCUGAAGAAAAUGUACGGAGACGCUACAAAUUGGAAUGAGAAUGCGUAUAGAGAAGCGAUUCUGAAGGAACGAGAAGUACAGACGCGUACAGUGUUUCGAACCGCCUGGGCUCCUCCAGCGAUAAAUCCUAAUCCGGACGCCUUUGUUGUUGCCUCCAGCGAUGGAACCCUAGCUUUGCAUUCGCUGAACUCGCUUGUGUCCCAAUCGGCGGCGUUUGGGUACUCGAAAGGUCAGGACUUUAUGGUGGCUGAACCAGAGGCAGUGGUUAAGGCACACGACGGACCGGCUUAUGAUGUCAAGUUCUAUGGCGAAGACGAAGAUGCUUUGCUCCUCAGUUGUGGCGAUGAUGGAAGAGUUCGUGGAUGGAAAUGGAAAGACUUUUCUGAAACAGAGGCGUCUCAAGAGAAUCAUGGGAAGCCAUUGCUUGAAUUGACUAAUCCACAACACAAAGGUCCUUGGGGUUCCCUUUCACCGAUGCCUGAGAUAAACGCCAUUGCUGUUGACACUCAGUCAGGUAGUGUAUUUACGGCUGCUGGUGAUUCUUCCGCGUAUUGUUGGGACGUGGAGAGUGGUGAAAUCAAAAUGACCUUCAAGGGGCAUUCAGACUAUUUGCACUGUGUGGUUUCUCGUAGCUCUGCAAGUCAGAUAUUGACGGGUUCAGAGGAUGGGACUGCAAGGAUCUGGGAUUGCAGAACAGGGAAAUGCAUCAAAGUAAUUGGUUCCCAGGAUAAAAGGUCCGGCUUUCGCAUUAGUUCUAUGGCUCUCGAUGGAAGUGAAAGCUGGUUGGUUUGUGGACAGGGUAAAAACUUAGCUUUAUGGAAUCUUCCUGCCUCAGAAUGCGUAUCAACAAUAUCAUCCCCUGCACAUGUACAGGAUGUGAUGUUUGAUGAAAAGCAGAUUUUGACCGCAGGAACAGAACCACUUCUAAGGCGUUUCGACUUGAAUGGAGCUUUGCUUUCUCAAAUACAGUGUGCUCCGAGUUCAGUAUUUUCCAUCUCCUUGCAUCCAGCAGGAGUAUGUUUCUGA
Messenger RNA from Thlaspi arvense, 1307 nucleotides. The record is from the annotation of a GenBank genome assembly. NCBI's taxonomy places the organism in Eukaryota, Viridiplantae, Streptophyta, Magnoliopsida, Brassicales, Brassicaceae.